AUGAAUUAUUCGAUUGUUACUUAUUUCUAUGCUACCAGUGCUCUUGCUGUUAAUCCAGUUCUUCGUUCAAUCUUUAGCGGAACCUUUUCUCCCUUUACUACUCAAAUGUAUGAUAACUUGGGUAUACAUUGGACUACAAUGAUUCCUGCCUGUCUAGCUCUAAUCUGUCUCCUAAUACCAUACAUUUUCUGUAAACAUGGUCCGACCAUUCCAGGUCGCCCUAAAGAAUGUCUAUCGUUUAUCCCAAAAUUUAAGAUUAUGGUUUGUUUGGAAGAUCUACCUAACGAAAUUAUCUAUCGUAUCUUUGAUAAUCUCAGCGCCAAUACGAUCAUAGUAUUUAGUUGUACCUGCAAAAGAUACCUUCAAUGUCGUCAUUUGUAUAAUCAAUAUCAACUGAACUUUCAGUCAAUAUCUAAAUCGAAUUUUGAUUUACUAUGUCGACUUAUUCAUCCUUCGAAUAUUAUGUCAUUGACAUUAAGUGAUGAUGAUAACGCAACUCCUGGUCAAAUUCAAACGUUUUUGAAAACAUAUCCGAUUCAUCAAUUGACUCGCCUGCACUCCUUGACAUUAUUUCAAAUCGAUGAAACGCAUCUAGAAGAUCUGUUGAAACCUUUGCAGAAGAGUCCAUUAACAUCUCUUCAUAUCGAAUAUCGACAAUACUUUGGAAUGCUAAAUCAGUCAACCCUCACGACUCUCUGUGAUAUUUUAUCAUUGAAAACUUUACGAACACUUCAUUUAGACAUGAGAACCUAUCAAACAGAAUCGAUACAAUGGCCACGGAUCACGCAAAUCGAAUACUUAAGUCUAUCUAAUUCAACUUUCAAUCAGUUCAUUCAGAUCAUUGGAAGAUCGAACUCGUUUCGAUCGAUUUAUCUCCGACAUGUCUCUAUGAAAGAUGUUGAUAACCAUUCUAUCAAAUAUCUUCCGCUAAAACAGAUCGAAUCAUUUCGAAUCGAAAAAAGUGAAUUAUUUUUCGAGAAAAUUCCAUGGUUAUUAUCAUUCAUGCCCAAACUUGCUCAUCUAAAACUCGAAGGUUUCACUCCUAAACUCGAUCAAAUCUUCACGAAUGAUCAAUUCGAAGAAUUUAUUCAGAUAAAUCUACCCAACUUGAAAACUUUUCAAUUUUUCAUUCGAUUUUCACCAGUCGAAUUCAAAAUAACGAACUCCUUAGUUGACUCUUUAAUUAAACAAUUCCAGCGGUCAUUCUGGACUGAACAAUUGCAAUGUCGCGUCAUUUGUGAUUUCAUCCAAGAUUCCAACGAGUUAUAUACCUAUUCGACUCCUUGUCCACAUCAUUAUCUGAAGUAUUCCGAAGUGUUAUCUCUUGCAUCAACUUCUAUCUCUUCGCAAUUGACUUACCUCAGCGAAAGAUUAGAUUUCGUUUACGAACUAGAUUUGAAUCUCAAAGAUCUAUCAAAACAAACGAAGAAUGUUCGGUGCUUUCCAAAUCUAAGAACUUUAAAAUUAGCAAUCAGUGAUCAAUAUUCAUCGUCCGGUUUGGAACAUCUUUCCAAGACAAUUCAUCUGGGAAAAUUAAACAAAUUGAUUUUGAUUAUUUCGUCCCGUGGUGAUCACCUCGAUAUACUUAUAAAACGAUUCCUUACUUUACUAAACGACCUACCAGCUGUAACAACAUUGGAAAUUUUCAAUCGAUGAUCCAUAUCUUAUUGUCGUACUACUUGGACGGAAUCCAAUAUCAAUAGCAAUCGAGUUAUUACAUCAAAUUUACAUUUCGCCAGUACACAGUCCCUUAACUCUUACUAUAUGACAUUUGCUUGUUCGAUCUUCAUAAACAUUUACACAUCACGAGGAUUUUGUCAUAUCAGCUUGUUUAUGUCAUUUCGAAGAGAAUUUUUGUCACAAGUCAACGAACAAAUAUGCGUGUAG
This is a messenger RNA of Adineta ricciae, 1887 nucleotides long. The record is from the annotation of a GenBank genome assembly. Lineage: Eukaryota; Metazoa; Rotifera; Eurotatoria; Adinetida; Adinetidae.